Messenger RNA from Electrophorus electricus (electric eel), 3028 nucleotides. It is a transcript of the gene map3k12, whose product is annotated as mitogen-activated protein kinase kinase kinase 12. Gene Ontology annotation, molecular function: ATP binding; MAP kinase kinase kinase activity. Gene Ontology annotation, biological process: protein autophosphorylation; JNK cascade. The record is from RefSeq and is a predicted model, not a curated record. NCBI's taxonomy places the organism in Eukaryota, Metazoa, Chordata, Actinopteri, Gymnotiformes, Gymnotidae. Gene Ontology annotation, cellular component: cytoplasm.
GCUCCGCGCGGACCGAGUCCCCCCAGUUUAUCGAUAAGGCAAUUUGCCCGAUGGGACGCGCUCUGAAUCGGGUGAACUCACGCGGACUCCCAAGAAAAAAAAGGGGAAAGACGACAAGAGAGGAUAUACAGAGAAAUAACACCGCAGCCGGAAUUGGAGAAAAAAAUCGGAUCCCACCCCUCACUUGACAACGCGACAACACCAAGCUCGUGAGAUACGGUGUUUUGAAAGACAGCAUUUCAGCCGGUUUGUGUAAACCUUAACGGCCACUGAUCUUGGGGGAUUUCGAUGAGUGUGGCCGCCCAUGGCUUGCGUCCAUGAGCAGUGUGCCCCCUCCCCCACCCUUUCAGGAUUCAGCACCCCGAUAUCUGAGACCCCGUACCGCCGGCCAGAUUCUGACGUACCUGCCUGCACUCCUGAUACUGAACUCACCCCCACACAAUGUGUUCUCCGCAACGUACUGUCAAUCGAUCCUGUCGGGGAUGGGAGCACCACUCACACACGAGGAAACAGCCCCACUCCUAGUGAUGAGCCUGCCCAAUUCUCCAAUAGUGUGCUGAAGCUGCAGGAGGGUGGAGCAGAGGGAGGAGCUGUCCGCAGCCAAUCGGAAAGCUUUAGGCUUCAGGCAGGAGGAGGAGGUUUUCUAGAGGGACUGUUUGGCUGCUUAAAGCCAGUCUGGACCAUGAUUGGCAAAGCCUAUUCUACAGAAAACAAACAGAGCCAGGAGGAAUCCUGGGAAGUGCCGUUUGAGGAGAUAUCAGAGCUCCAGUGGGUGGGGAGUGGGGCACAGGGAGCCGUGUUCCUAGGCAAGUUCCACGGUGAAGAGGUGGCCGUGAAGAAAGUGAGAGACAUAAAGGAAACAGAGAUUAAGCACCUUCGUAAACUCAAGCACCCAAACAUCAUCACAUUCAAGGGGGUGUGCACACAAGCUCCAUGCUAUUGCAUUAUUAUGGAGUACUGUGCACAAGGGCAGCUGUAUGAAGUUUUGAGAGCAGGGCGUAAGAUCACGCCCUCGCUACUUGUUGACUGGGCCAUGGGUAUUGCAGGUGGCAUGAACUACCUCCACCUGCACAAGAUCAUUCACCGAGACCUCAAAUCACCCAACAUGCUGAUCACCCAUGAUGACCUGGUGAAGAUCUCAGAUUUUGGCACGUCGAAGGAGUUACGGGAUAAGAGCACCAAAAUGUCAUUCGCUGGCACUGUAGCCUGGAUGGCCCCCGAGGUCAUACGGAAUGAGCCUGUUUCAGAGAAAGUGGACAUCUGGUCAUUUGGAGUGGUUCUCUGGGAGAUGCUCACAGGUGAGAUCCCCUACAAAGAUGUGGACUCGUCGGCCAUUAUUUGGGGUGUGGGUAACAACAGUCUGCAGCUGCCCCUCCCCGAAAGUUGCCCUGAUGGCUUCAAGAUUCUUCUCAAACAAUGCUGGAACUGUAAGCCCAGAAAUAGGCCUUCAUUCAGACAGAUUCUGCUGCACCUGGACAUCGCCUCAGCCGAUGUACUAUCCACCCCACAGGAGACCUACUUCAAAUCACAGGCUGAGUGGCGUGAGGAGGUAAAGCAGCACUUUGAGAAGAUCAAAUCUGAAGGAACAUGUCUGCACCGACUGGACGAGGAGCUUAUUAACCGUCGACGUGAAGAACUCAGGCAUGCUCUGGAUAUCAGAGAACAUUAUGAGAGGAAGCUGGAAAGAGCCAACAAUCUUUACAUGGAGCUGAACGCUGUCAUGCUACAACUAGAACUCAAAGAGAAAGAACUACUCAGGAGGGAACAGUGUCUGGAUAAGAAAUAUCCUGGCCUGUUCAAACAUCAUCCCUCAAACACAGUGGACAAACUCAUUAAAAAAAGGAACGUACCCCAAAAGCUGCCUUCUCAUGGCAAGAGACCUGACCUCCUAAGGUCAGAGGUCAUUCUCCCUAAAAUGGACCCUGGUGUGCUGCAGGUGACCGUCCCUUCUUGUCCUAACCGGAAUUCCACCUCACCGAGCCGUGCCCGCAGGGUUAAGACUCGCCAUCGCAGGGGUGGCCGAGGCAGCAGUGGUGACCUCUCUGGACCCAAACACUCCACUGGAGCCUCUAGUAGAGAGAGAGAGACACCUACAUCUGGCUCUGCAGUCCCUAGUGGGACUCCUACCCCUGACCCAGGAGCAGGUGCUGCUUCAAGGGGAGGCCAGCUGGACACCCCCCCUCUAAAACUCUCCUCCUCCAGUCCAGAUCUGCUCUGCUCCACCCAUGGUGCUGAGGCUGGUGCCAGUGGUGGCACUAGCAAUCUAAACACAUGUGAGGGGCUUGGAGGUGGAGCCAUAGGCACCUCUGAACCCGGGGCAGGAGUAGAUGAGACUCCACCACGAAGCGAUACAGCUAGUGAGGAUGCGGCCUCGCUUCCUUUCUCUAGCAGCCCUGAUUCGCCCUGCUGUGGGAGGGGUGUUGCUGUGGGGAGGGGACACACUCUGGGUGAGGAGAGAGAGGAAGGAGGCGGGGCAGUGCGAUUACCAAGGGGAGCUAGUGGCAGUCAUCUAACGCCAUCAGCUAUACUAUACAGAGCAGCUAUUACACGCAAACAGCGCCGGGGUGUGUCUUCAGAGGAAGAGGAGGGAGAGGUAGACAGUGAAGUGGAAUUACCAAGGAGACGACGGCCCACCAGUAUAACCAAGUGCCAGUCAGUGUCCACCUUCAGCUCAGAGAACCUGUCAGUCUCAGAUGGGGAAGAGGGCCAUACCACCGACCACUCUCACAGUGGUACGCCAGACGUGGUCAGCACUAAUACUGAUGAGCGACUUGAUGAUCGCAGCGAUGACCUUAUCUCACAGGGGUCUGAGAUCCCUGCUGACAUGACAGACCCUGCCAUGUCUGAGAAAGAAGCUGCCACACUUGAACAGGAGAGGGCAAACUUUGACCUGGAACAAAAUAUAUUGGAGACUCGAGCAUUGUGUGAGGAUUCAGAUUGUGACAGCGCUGAGCUCGACCAAUCAGGAAGCGGAGAACCAAGUCGCCCCCCGAGUGCAGGAGGCUGGGGUCAGGGUCCUCAGAACUAA